AUGAUCAAAGGUUUUUGUCGGGUGAGCCGGCCGAGCUGGCAGCCCACGGUGGGGCUGUUGCGAGGUAAGAGCAGCCUUGCGCACGGACGCGCAGUGCCUGAGAUGAGGAAAGACGACUUUCCGUUUUCGAAGAUCACGGAUACCCAGUUCCAGCAAUGGGACAACCAGCUGCGGGAGUCGCCCUUGGCGCUGAAGGCGUUUUUUGCCCAGCACAGGCCGCUGAUGACGAUGCAGCCAGAGCCGCAAAACAGCACCGACAUUCGCGACGUUAUGUUCGUCCACGUGUGGCAGCCGAAGGGAGUUUCGCUGCAUGAGACCGGAUUCCACGUCGUCCCCCAGGAGAUCGCAUCUGAAAUGGGGCCGUUCCACGUCGCCAAGGCCGCGAACCAGAAAGCCGUUGUUCCCAGCGCCCCGGCGCCCAUGCAGCUCCAGACCCAGGUCUCGAUGACCCGCGGGCGAGGCGAUCAGGUCCACACCAUCCAAGAAACCAUUGGGCUUAUUGGCAGCAUCUUGGACCGCUAUAAUAAUCAGGGUAAGGGCCGGCUCGUCCAGGUGCCCAUGCUGGACGUAGAUGUCGUCGAGGAGUUUGAUGCCGAAGACGUUGAUGCAACCUCUGUGCGACGCAAGCGGAAGCUCAAGAUGAACCGCCACAAGUACCGCAAGCGGCUGAAGGCCCAACGCACCCAGCGCCGCCGCCUCAGCAAGUAG
Wickerhamiella sorbophila is the source of this 708-nucleotide messenger RNA. RefSeq lists its product as hypothetical. Gene Ontology annotation, biological process: mRNA processing. The transcript has a single exon. Bases 1 to 708 code for a protein of 235 amino acids. The record is from RefSeq and is a predicted model, not a curated record. Lineage: Eukaryota; Fungi; Ascomycota; Dipodascomycetes; Dipodascales; Trichomonascaceae. Gene Ontology annotation, cellular component: mitochondrion.